AUGAGCUCGAUCAAUUCUCGCCUGAAAAACUUCGGGUUCGGAAAGCGCAAAUCCACCGCCAGCAUCCAGACCCUCGACGGCGUCCCCUCCAGCAGUACCCCUCCUCCCGGCCAAAUACCUCAGAACGCCAGCCUCGCUCCCCUCACCUCGUCCACCUCGACCACAUCGCUUCCAAUGAACCAUCCCGGGGGCAACCGCCCGCCCAGUUAUACAGCCAACUACCCUCCCGGCCCUCCAGGACCUGGCGGUCAGCCUCUCGGCCGCACCAGUCCUAUGACCAGCCAAGGUCCCAACCGCACCCCUCCGUCGCAGAUGGUUGGCGGUCCUCCUCCCAUCAACACCGGUGCUCCUGUCGGAUACCCGCCCAACAUGGCUCCUGGCAUGGGCGGCGGCCCUCAAAUGGGUCAUCCCGGCGGUCCUCCCCAGGGCUAUCCUCCCCCAGCUGGCUACCCUCCUGGCCCUCCCCAGCCUUCUGGUCCCAUGGGGCAGCAACAGUUUGGCCAGAACCGCGCCGAGGUCGAGGGUUCUAGCCAGAGCAAGGCUCAGCUCAUUGUCGGUAUCGAUUUCGGUACGACCUUUUCGGGUGUCGCGUUCGCCUUUGCAACCAACAACGAAGCCAAGGAAGACAUCAUUACCGAGUGGCCCGGAGCCGGUUCAUACACCAAGCAAAAGAUUCCCACGGUUCUCUACUACGACCAGUACCAAAAGGUUGUUGGUUGGGGCCCCGAUAUCGCCGAUGCCCUUGCCCCGACCGGCUACCCCAAGCCUGGCGUGCAAAAGGUUGAGUGGUUCAAGCUGCAGCUUAUGCUGAGUGGCAACACCUACAUUGACCCCAUCAACCUGCCCCCUCUGCCCCCAGGCAAGUCUGAGAUCGACGUCGCUGCGGAUUACCUCUUCAAACUGCGCCAGGCUAUGCGCGCUGCUCUGCAAAAGGCCCUUGGUGAAGUCUUUAACCGUGAAGAGCGCAAUAUCCGAUACUACCUGACCGUCCCCGCCAUUUGGAACGAUGCUGGCAAGGCCGCCACUCGAGCUGCCGCCAUCCAGGCCGGUUUCCUGCGCGACGAAAACGACAACCGCCUUACCCUCGUUUCCGAGCCCGAAGCCGCCGCUCUCUUCUGCUCCAAGACUGGACUUCUUGACCUAAAGGUUCACGACGCCGUCCUGAUUGUCGAUUGCGGUGGUGGUACUGUCGAUUUGAUCGCCUACGAGGUCGAGGAGGAGAACCCCUUUACCGUUGCCGAGUGUACGGCCGGUUCUGGUGACUCUUGCGGUUCCACCGCCCUCAACCGCAACUUUAGCAACAUUCUGCGCACCAAGAUUCGCAAGAUGAAGCUUCCCGACGGCUCCAAGACUGCCGGUCGUGUCUACGCCAAGUGUAUCAUGGACUUUGAGAACCGAAUCAAGGCUGAUUUCCGAAACAACGGUCAGAAGUGGGCCGUCGAUGUCGGUAUCGAAGCUGAAUUCCCCGAGGCCGGCAUUGAGGAGGGUUACAUGACCUUUACCAACGAAGAGAUUCUGCAGUGCUUCGAGCCUGUCGUCAAUCGUAUUCUCGAACUCGUUCGCAAUCAGAUUAUUGCCAUUCAGGCCCAGAACAGAAUACUUCAGAACAUUCUGGUCGUUGGUGGUUUCGGUGCCUCUGAGUACCUCUUCCAGCAGAUCAAGCUCCACGUUCCUCCCCAGUUCCAAUCCAAGGUUGUUCGCCCCAUGGACUCGGUCGCCGCCAUUGUCAAGGGUGCCGUCACCGCCGGCAUCAGCGAACGCAUCAUCACCCACCGUAUCGCCCGUCGCCACUACCUCAUGGGUACACUUCAGCCAUUCAAGGAGGGCUACCACCCCGAGGCCUACCGCGUGCCCUCCCUCGACGGCAAGGAUCGUUGCAAAUUUACCCGACAAAUCUUUGUCCAAAGAGGUCAAAAGGUCAAGAAUGGCGAGACUGUCAAGGUCUCCUUCUUCAGACAGGUCGCCCCUGGCGCCACCCUCAUGUACGAGGAUGUCCUCUACGCUUGCGACGACGAUGUCUGCCCCGAAUACACCAAGGAUCCUCGCAUCAAGGAAGUCGUCACCCUCACAUCCGACUUGUCGCGCAAGAAUCUCGAAAAGGACUUUGAGCGCAUGGACACACCACAGGGAACAUUUUACCGUGUGUACUUUGACAUCUAUCUGACUCUCGACGGUUCCGAGUUCAGCACCGAGUUGGUUUGCCAAGGCGAGGUUAUGGGCCGCUGCCGUGCCCGCUUCAGCGCCAUGAAUUAUACAAAGAGGAAGAAUUGGAUGUAUUUGCAAGCACAUGUCGGGCUGCAUAUGAGCACGUUAUAG
Molecule: messenger RNA, 2316 nt
Organism: Akanthomyces muscarius
Lineage: Eukaryota; Fungi; Ascomycota; Sordariomycetes; Hypocreales; Cordycipitaceae
Exons: 5
Coding region: 1-2316 (771 amino acids)
Molecular function (GO): ATP-dependent protein folding chaperone; ATP binding
Source: RefSeq, a predicted model, not a curated record